GACAUGUUGUAAGUUUCCGCAGAGAUGUGUUGAUGUGGCUGGAUUCCAGAGUCUGCUGCUAAAGUUGAACUGUAAACAAUAUUCAUGGAUAGCUCCGGGAAAGAAAAAGAGGCCAUGGUUCUCAUGGCUGAAGCCGAGAAGAAAGUGAAGUCCUCGCAGUCGUUCUUUGGCUCUCUGUUUGGGGGCUCUUCAAAGAUGGAGGAUGCUUGUGACUUGUAUGGAAGGGCAGCAAACAUGUUCAAGAUGGCCAAGAACUGGAGUGCUGCAGGAAACGCUUUCUCCCAGGCGGCGCUCCUAUACCUGCAGAUGCAGAGUAAACAUGACGCAGCCACAAACUUCAUUGAUGCCGGCAAUGCCUUUAAAAAAUCAGACCCUCAAGAGGCCAUAAACUGCCUGAACAGGGCCAUUGAGAUCUAUACAGACAUGGGUCGAUUUACUAUCGCGGCGAAACACCACGUCACUAUUGCUGAAAUUUAUGAGACCGAACUGGUUGACAUCGACAAGGCAAUAGCUCACUAUGAACAGGCGGCAGACUAUUAUAAAGGCGAGGAGUCCACAAGUUCAGCCAACAAGUGCCUGCUCAAAGUUGCCACCUAUGCAGCUCAACUGGAGCGGUACCCUAAAGCCAUUGAGAUCUAUGAACAGGUUGCAACACAUGCAAUGGACAGCACUCUGUUGAAAUACAGCGCAAAGGACUAUUUCUUUAAGGCAGCUCUCUGCCACUUCUGUGUGGACAUGCUGAAUGCUAAGCUUGCCGUCCAGAAGUACGAGGAAAUGUUUCCAGCCUUUUCAGAUUCACGUGAAUGCAAAUUGGUGAAGAAACUUUUAGAUGCCUUUGAAGAACAGAAUGUGGAUGCAUAUACUGACGCUGUAAAAGAGUAUGACACCAUCUCACGACUGGAUCAGUGGCUCACCACCAUGCUGCUUCGUAUCAAGAAAUCCAUACAAGAUGAUGAAAGUGACCUUCGCUAAGAUCCUCUUCCUCUCCUCUGCCCCUUGCCGCUCGCUCUGCCUUGUGCCUUUAACACCGUGACUUCAGUAUGAUGGUUGACUAUUGCCCUGUUUUACCACCAACUCAACUCUCAGUGCCUUGACGCCUUUGCUUUACCUCUCUCUCUCUAUGACACGGCCGUACCGCCAGACCUCAGAGAACACUAAAGAAAGGAAGGCUGAUGGUUUAAAUGAGAUUUGAGGGAGUGUUGCAUGAGAGCUGAAACCAGCUACAGUAAUAUUACGGGGUGCUGUGCACACCAAGCUUCAGAAAUGCCUUGUGCUCUGGCUGACACAGAGCACCCGUAUUACGGAGCACAAAAACCUUUGUUCAUUCUGUUCAAUUCUUUAGUAGUGGCAUAUGUAUUUUUAUUCUUAUCGGAAAUACCAUACCUUGUAUCUGCUUAUUUUUUGCUUGCUGAUUCCUGCGUAGACUAAUCUUGAAAAAUGAUUUGAAAUGCUAUUCCUGUUUUUUAUUUUGACAUAUGGAGAAGAAAAAGAGUAAAAGAAGGACUGAUUCAACCUAUACAGCGUGUUUUUAUUGACUUCCCAAAAAGGGAGAAAUACUUGUUUCUGCCUUUCUUGUAAUCAGUCGUAAUUGUUCAUAUGUCAUUGGUAAAUAUAUGUAACGGUUAGUCUUGCUAUUAAUUCAUUGUUCUUUUAGUAAAGCUAAGAAAACUAAAGUUUAUUUCCUGGUUAAAUAAAGGACUAAAACCAAACCCUAUACUGGUUAGUGCUUUACAAAGCACUGUAAUAGAGUUAGUGCCAGAAUACAAAUAUCGUGGUUUUAUAUUUGAUGAAUCUUUAUCUUUUAACUCUCAUGUAAAUCAAUUACAGUCGAAACACAAGUUUUCAUUUUAGAAAUAAAGCCUAUUUUUUAUUGGUGGCAGAAAAAAGUUUCUGCUACUUUUUUGCCAGUUCUUGAUUAUGGAGAUGGUUAUACAUUUGCACCUGCCAGCUUUUAAU
This is a messenger RNA of Sinocyclocheilus anshuiensis, 1956 nucleotides long. RefSeq names its product alpha-soluble NSF attachment protein. The record is from RefSeq and is a predicted model, not a curated record. Gene Ontology annotation, biological process: regulation of synaptic vesicle priming; SNARE complex disassembly; synaptic transmission, glutamatergic. Bases 85 to 972 code for a protein of 295 amino acids. The transcript is spliced from 11 exons. NCBI's taxonomy places the organism in Eukaryota, Metazoa, Chordata, Actinopteri, Cypriniformes, Cyprinidae. Gene Ontology annotation, cellular component: synaptobrevin 2-SNAP-25-syntaxin-1a complex; vacuolar membrane; terminal bouton. Gene Ontology annotation, molecular function: syntaxin binding; soluble NSF attachment protein activity.